AAUGCGCAGGCGCCGGCUACAAGCCCAACCGCAGAAGCCUCUCAGUAACCCCCAGAAGUCCCGCGUGUGGUCAUAUGGGGCUGGGGCCUGCCUGAGCUUCAGCAAACGUUCUAGGCCAGUGCGGCCCUAACGCGUGGGUCCACGGUGUCCAUAGUGUGCAGGCUCCCGGGGGUCCCCUUGGGGGGCUCCUCUGGGGAGACUACGUCUGCGGUCCGUUCAGCCCUUGCCUCCAGCGCAGGGGACGUGACGCCCCGUCUUACAGUCGCUGCUGUGGACCGAGUUCUUCUCGGGAUGUGAACAGAUAAGACCCCGGCGUGUCGUUCGUGCGCACGUUUGCAACUGGUGGAACCUCUUGAUUUACCUCUGUGGUCUGGAGACCUGGGGGCUUUCCGGGGGAAAAGCUGAGACCGCCGGGUUUUGUGGAGCGCGAGGGGACGCUGCGGAAAGAGCCGGGAGCCCCACGGAGGAAGGAGGCGGAGGGUGAUGAGCAUUGCGCGUCCACAAGGGACUCGUCCGCCGAGGACUUACCGGCAACGUGUUCAGAUAUGAAGACGCUUCAGACAUAAUCCCUGGCCUGGAGAAGCUUUCAGCCUAGUGGGGAAGCAGGAGCAGGUUGGGUCCACACCAUGUGCCCGAGAGAAGGUCCACGUGGAUGAGUGAAGCAGAAGAGGUUAAGAAGGCAGAUCUGUGAGAAGGAGCCUCACUCAUGAGGUGAUGUUUCCUGGCAAUGAGUAUAGCAGAAGCUUGAGAGAUACGAGUUGGAUUUUCUACUGCUACCUGUUUAAUGAAGGUCAGAACAUGGAUGUGAACAGUGGAUAAAGCAACACCAGUGACAACUGGCAACCUUGAUAAGACGUUUCAGUGGAGUGGUGACACCCGGAGCUGUGGAAAGCGAGACCGCGAUGUGGGGCCACUGACGUGUCUGAGGAGGAGAGUGAGCAGGCCAGAGCUGUGACUCCAGACAAAUACCUGGGCAGCCGCGUUCUCCAUAGCAUCGUGGGACAGAGAGAGAAUAAGAGAAAAGAUAGUUUCUAAGCUCAAGAAAUGAAGCACACUGCUCUUCUUCUCGGAUUUAUUACAUCUGCUGAGAAAGUCUUCACUGGCCUCCUUCUGGAACAGAGAUGCAGCGGAACCAAGGCUCAAGUAGUUAAAGAAGCCUUAGAUGACAUCCCUCCACAGAGAGAGGGACACGAAGAUUCAGAAACGAUAAACCGAGAGGUGAUGAGUCAACUCACAGAAGCCACAUAUAAGUGAAAUCAUAUGUAUCAUAUGUAUUUCUCCGUCAGACUUAAGAAAUCAGAUUUUUAUUGAAUUGAAACCCACAGCCAAACACAAGUUCCAUAAACUCAAAAUAGAGCCACCGCCUAGAGAGUUCCAAGACCACCCCUAGGAAGACCCCGGACUCGCCUGGUCCACCAGGUCUGCACCUGUUCGUAGGGCGGCUCGUCCUGAAGGAGGACUGAGGGCUGACUCAGCAGCGUCACAGAGGCGGGGCGAGACAGAGUAGACCCCCUAUUGAAGGGAAGGCCAGCCCCACGCCAGGAGCUGCCCCUGCAGGGGUGGGACUGAGGCUCCCGGUGCAGGUUCACCGGCCCUGGGGCAGAGAGAAAGCUGUGGUUUAAAGGAGCAAGUAGAAGCUAAAGGAAUCAGCCUGGAAGGAACGCUGCCGGAGGGAGCUGCUGGAAGUCUUCGGGGCCUGAGGGGCUGCAGUGGGCAAUGCUCACACACACCUGCACCUGGUUAGCGCUGCUCACACACACCUGCACCUGGUUAGCGCUGCUCACACACACCUGCGCCUGGCUAGAGCCGACUCAACAGGUCCGGGCGUCCUGGUCCUGCAGCCUCAGCGAGCCUGGGCCCCUCGCACACACCCUCCUCGUGAGCCCCCCGGGCGGCCCCAGGGCAGCACCCAGAGGGACACCCCAGGGCAGCGCUCGCUACAGCUCCAGUCCUCUCACCAAGGUGACACAGGUGCACAGCACCCCGGAACGUUCCAGGCCCGCACCACCUCGGCUCCAGACCCCCUCCCCCACCCCCCCGACCCCGGGGGAGGGCUUUCCCUGCACAGAAUGCUCCAGAACCUCUUGGCUCCUGCCUACCUUAGCUCCAGGGGAACCGUGCCCUCUCCUUAUUCAUUGAGACGUGUUCUGGACAGAACUGGAGAGAGAAUUUUCAAGAGCAAGAGAGCCUGAUUUGGGAGUGAAUCAUGAAGGAACAUUUGAUCAGAUUUCCAGCUUGGGGUGUCAGACUUUUUCAAGCAACUCUGGCAUGAGGAAAAAGGGAUGUAAGAGUCCCCUGACGGCAGCGCACCGGCCGACACUGAGGUGACCAGCGAUGUAUGUGCAAGACCAAUGUACGGCCAAGUGUAAGGUUACUCAGACCGUAGACUGCACAAGAAGACUCUCUCACAAUCCUUUUUCUUUUUCAUUUUAUACCUUGCCUGGGGCAAGGGUCUUAGCUUCUCUGAGCCCCACUUUUUGAAUAAUGAAACCUCCCUCACAAGGCUGUCGUGAGUAAUGACUGGUCUGAUUGCAGAUCCAAAGGGCAAGCCCUAAAAACAACUUCUGAAUAAAGAAGGCAAGUGGCUUCUCAGCAAGGCAAUGGGAAACAUGCGUAUCUUCUUCGACUGCCUUGGAGCUGCCCAGACUGUGGCCUUGACCUGAGCAUUGGCCACUUUACUCUUGCAAACCAUCAAAGAUGGAGAUAAGAUCUUCAGUAGAAAACCCAUCUGUGCAAGUGAACAGAAGAAUGAGAUCAUUCCCACUCUACAGUUAAAGGCAAACUUUUCCUGAAUUCUUAUAGAUACGGAAAAUGAUGCCCCCAAAGGGUGGUCUCUUCAUCCGAAACACAGAUCAGGAAUACACAGCCUUUCGAUUAGCAAUCUUUCUUCACAACACUAGCCCCAAUGCGUCCGAAGCUCCUUUUAAUCUGGUACCUCAUGUGGACAACAUCGAGACAGCCAACAGUUUUGCCGUGACAAAUGCUUUCUGUUCCCAGUAUUCUAGAGGAGUGUUCGCCAUUUUCGGACUCUACGAUAAGAGGUCGGUACACACCUUGACCUCGUUCUGCAGCGCCUUGCACAUCUCCCUCAUCACACCGAGUUUCCCCACGGAGGGGGAGAGCCAGUUUGUGCUGCAGCUCAGACCGUCCUUGCGGGGCGCGCUCCUGAGUCUGCUGGACCACUACGAAUGGAACUGUUUCGUCUUCCUGUACGACACGGACAGGGGAUACUCAAUACUUCAAGCUAUUAUGGAAAAAGCAGGACAAAAUGGUUGGCAUGUCAGCGCUAUAUGUGUGGAAAAUUUUAAUGAUGUCAGCUAUAGGCAACUUCUAGAAGAACUUGAUAGACGACAAGAGAAGAAAUUUGUAAUAGACUGUGAGAUAGAGAGACUUCAAAACAUAUUAGAACAGAUUGUGAGUGUUGGGAAGCAUGUUAAGGGUUACCACUACAUCAUUGCAAACUUGGGAUUCAAGGAUAUUUCUCUGGAGAGAUUUAUCCAUGGUGGAGCCAAUGUUACAGGAUUCCAGCUGGUUGAUUUUAAUACACCUAUGGUAACCAAACUAAUGGAUCGCUGGAAGAAACUAGACCAGAGAGAGUAUCCAGGAUCUGAGACUCCUCCAAAGUAUACGUCUGCUCUGACUUAUGAUGGAGUCCUUGUGAUGGCUGAAACUUUCCGAAAUCUUAGGAGGCAGAAAAUUGAUAUUUCAAGGAGAGGAAAUGCUGGGGAUUGUCUGGCAAAUCCUGCUGCUCCAUGGGGCCAGGGAAUUGACAUGGAGAGGACACUCAAACAGGUUCGAAUUCAAGGACUGACAGGAAAUGUUCAGUUUGACCACUAUGGACGUAGGGUCAAUUACACAAUGGAUGUGUUUGAGCUGAAGAGCACAGGGCCUAGAAAGGUUGGCUACUGGAAUGAUAUGGAUAAAUUAGUCUUGAUUCAGGACGUGCCCACUCUUGGCAAUGACACAGCAGCUAUUGAGAACAGAACAGUGGUUGUAACCACAAUUAUGGAAUCCCCAUAUGUUAUGUACAAGAAAAAUCACGAAAUGUUUGAAGGAAAUGACAAGUAUGAAGGAUACUGUGUAGAUUUGGCAUCUGAAAUUGCAAAACAUAUUGGUAUCAAGUAUAAAAUUGCCAUUGUCCCUGAUGGAAAAUAUGGAGCGAGGGACGCAGACACAAAAAUCUGGAAUGGGAUGGUAGGAGAACUUGUUUAUGGGAAAGCAGAGAUUGCUAUCGCCCCUCUGACAAUCACUUUGGUCCGAGAGGAGGUCAUUGACUUCUCUAAGCCCUUCAUGAGUUUGGGCAUAUCUAUCAUGAUCAAAAAGCCUCAGAAAUCCAAACCAGGAGUGUUUUCCUUCUUGGAUCCUCUGGCCUAUGAGAUUUGGAUGUGCAUAGUCUUUGCCUACAUUGGUGUCAGCGUGGUCUUAUUCCUAGUUAGCAGGUUCAGUCCGUACGAGUGGCACACAGAAGAGCCGGAGGAUGGAAAGGAAGGACCCAGCGACCAGCCUCCCAAUGAGUUUGGCAUCUUUAACAGCCUCUGGUUUUCCCUGGGUGCCUUCAUGCAGCAAGGAUGUGACAUUUCACCCAGAUCCCUCUCAGGUCGGAUUGUUGGAGGUGUCUGGUGGUUCUUCACGCUCAUCAUUAUAUCAUCUUAUACCGCUAACCUCGCUGCUUUCCUGACGGUAGAACGAAUGGUCUCCCCCAUAGAAAGUGCGGAAGACCUGGCCAAACAAACAGAAAUUGCCUAUGGAACAUUGGAUUCAGGGUCAACAAAAGAAUUCUUCAGAAGAUCAAAAAUAGCAGUGUACGAAAAGAUGUGGACCUACAUGCGAUCGGCAGAGCCGUCCGUGUUCACGAGGACUACAGCUGAGGGAGUGGCUCGUGUCCGCAAAUCCAAGGGCAAAUUUGCGUUCCUCCUGGAGUCCACUAUGAACGAGUACAUUGAGCAGCGAAAGCCGUGUGACACGAUGAAAGUGGGAGGAAAUCUGGAUUCGAAAGGCUAUGGAGUAGCAACGCCCAAGGGUUCCUCAUUAAGAACUCCUGUAAACCUUGCCGUUUUGAAACUCAGUGAGGCAGGCGUCUUAGACAAGCUGAAAAACAGAUGGUGGUACGAUAAAGGUGAAUGUGGAGCCAAGGACUCGGGAAGCAAGGACAAGACGAGCGCCUUGAGCCUGAGCAACGUCGCAGGCGUUUUCUACAUUCUGGUCGGCGGCUUGGGCUUGGCGAUGCUGGUGGCUUUGAUAGAGUUCUGUUACAAGUCCAGGGCAGAAGCGAAGAGAAUGAAGCUGACCUUUUCUGAAGCCAUAAGAAACAAAGCCAGAUUAUCCAUCACUGGGAGCGUGGGUGAGAACGGCCGCGUUUUGACGCCCGACUGCCCCAAGGCGGUACACACGGGAACUACGAUUAGACAGAGUUCGGGAUUGGCUGUCAUUGCAUCGGACCUACCAUGAAAACCAAAAACAUAAUUGAGUGCCUUAAUCAAACUGUGCUGGUGACGGACGGGAGCGCAGCCCGCGCACUGAGCAGGGGCCGCGGACCAGGCCUCCGGGCCAGAGCGGGCGGCGCGUCCCGAUGCUCCCGCCGGUCCAGCAGCAACGCGUGCAUGAGCUCAGCUCGGAAACCCAAACUCAGAUUUUAUAUCAGGAAAACUCACAAUUUAGGUUUUCUCGGGGAGUGGGGU
Messenger RNA from Felis catus (domestic cat), 5678 nucleotides. RefSeq names its product glutamate ionotropic receptor AMPA type subunit 4 (gene GRIA4). NCBI's taxonomy places the organism in Eukaryota, Metazoa, Chordata, Mammalia, Carnivora, Felidae. Gene Ontology annotation, biological process: monoatomic ion transport; synaptic transmission, glutamatergic; modulation of chemical synaptic transmission. The record is from RefSeq and is a predicted model, not a curated record. The coding region runs from base 2812 to 5448 and encodes 878 amino acids. The transcript has 24 exons. Gene Ontology annotation, molecular function: transmitter-gated monoatomic ion channel activity involved in regulation of postsynaptic membrane potential; AMPA glutamate receptor activity. Gene Ontology annotation, cellular component: plasma membrane; postsynaptic membrane; AMPA glutamate receptor complex.